AGCGCGAUUGUUCGAAGGAAGUUUUGGAUAGUGUCGUUGCUAAAGAGGAUCAGUAUCUCUGACCUACCAAUUAAUAUAAAAGUUUUCUCUAAUAGACGCCUUAAAGAUGUCUCAAAUUUCAUUUCUUUUACGUGAUUUGCUCGAUAACCUACAAAGACCUGCAAGUUUAUUUGAUCAAAACUUUGGCACGGGAAUGCUAGGAGAUGAUCUGCUGCACUCUUCCAUUGUGGCCCCCCUUGGGGUUGGCUACUGCAGACCAUGGCGCAGUCAGGCUGCCCACCACAGUGGCAUUUCACACAUUCAGGAUGAUAAAGACUGUUUCAAGGUAAACCUUGAUGUGCAGCAGUUCAAGCCCAAUGAACUUACAGUAAAGACUGUAAAUGAUUAUGUGGUUGUAGAAGGCAAGCAUGAAGAGAGACAGGAUGAGCAUGGAUUCAUUUCUCGACAGUUCCAGCGUCGCUAUAAGCUUCCUGCAGAUAUUGAACCAGACACUGUAGUGUCUCAGCUUUCAUCAGAUGGGGUUCUUACUGUUUCUGCACCAAAGAAGGCCCUGCCUCAGGCUGCUAAUGAGAAGGUUGUUCCAAUCACACAGACCCAGGCCCCAGCAUUGAAGCCAAAGAGUGCCAAAGCAGAUGAACCUCAAAAGAUGGAAACCUAAUCACUGAUGCUUCAAGUCUAAUAUCUGUUAACCCCUUCCAGGCAUAUAAAAGCUCUAUACCAAGUAAUGUGUUUAUUUCAUACUGCAAAGGGUUAUUUGCAUCUAACAGUACAUAUAUAUUCCAUUUUCACUAAUUUAUAAGCAUUUAUUGUUCAUUCACUUAAAUAUGUUCUGACCAUGUGUACCGUUUCAUACUGCUAAGGGUUUUGAAUGUGCUACAGUACAUAUAUAUGCCAUAUUCAUUAAUUUAUUUAUUUAUUUACUUCAUAUCCAUGAAUCAUUUACAGGAUAUAGGACAAGUCGAGUAUUUUGUUCUUUCUCUUAAAUAUGUUCUGACUUAAAUGUGUAAUGUGUCAAGCAGUUAAAACUAAUUAUUCUCCAGGAAACAGGUUCAAUAAAAAUUGUUUGAAUUAUA
Molecule: messenger RNA, 1073 nt
Organism: Cryptotermes secundus
Lineage: Eukaryota; Metazoa; Arthropoda; Insecta; Blattodea; Kalotermitidae
Product: protein lethal(2)essential for life
Exons: 3
Coding region: 107-658 (183 amino acids)
Biological process (GO): response to heat; protein refolding
Molecular function (GO): protein folding chaperone
Source: RefSeq, a predicted model, not a curated record